CCAGCUGACAGCUGAAGGAGUAUCUGGCGGAGUAUCAAUUGGACAAAGAGGGUACCAAUACCAUGUCCAUUAGCAAUGAAAGUGACCCCUUCCUCAGCUUCAGCUUUCCAGAGAUAACCUACAACGAGACAACGUUAUAUGGGAAAGCCAAGGCCAUCAAGGAGUACUGUGAACAACACUGUGGGAAAUAUUUCACAGCUGUAGUUUACAAAAAAGACAGCCGCCCAUCCCGGGUGUUCGAAUAUGAAGGGGAAUUUUUCAGAGAAGAGGAACACGGGGAAUAUGGCUUCUGUGCUUGGAAAGAGAGCUCCACUGGUACGCUGAAGGAAGGAAUAACAGCAGAGGUUUAUGAAGCGUUGGUAGAAUGCUACUCUAAAUGGGCCUCUGUAGACGAAAGGGCGAGAUAUGUUAAUGACAAACUGACUGAAGCCACCGGCGUGAGUGGGCACUGUGUUUGGUGCAUUUCGUCCAGUGAAUCCGACGACUAUGCCAUAGCACACAGUUCCAGGUUGGGUUAUAACCACGCUACUGACUCUAUCAAUGAUUAUAUCUACUAUGUAUACAUGUAUUGA
Molecule: messenger RNA, 572 nt
Organism: Lingula anatina
Lineage: Eukaryota; Metazoa; Brachiopoda; Lingulata; Lingulida; Lingulidae
Source: RefSeq, a predicted model, not a curated record